CCCAACCUACGCCAAAUAAAUACUCCAUAUAUAUAAAAAUUUACCUCAUUUUGUGUACAUAUCCAAGUCUUGAACAUAUAUACACACAACACAUUCUAGUUUCCUUAAAAGAAAACAAGUUUAAGGAUCUCUAUUUGAUUUUUGAACUAAAAAAGACUGAGGAUAUGCGAUUACUGUAUGUUUGUGUAGAGGAAGCACAAGAGAUUGGGAGACGAGUUGCAACCGGGGUGUGUCCAUAUUGUGAAGGCAAAGUGGAAGCAGUCGAUAUAGAGAGCAAAUGGAAGUUUUGUUGCCUGCCUAUUUCGUAUGUAAACAAGCGGAAGUACUUUUGUACCUUGUGUUCUCGACGUUUAGUCUUGUAUGAUUACUAUUAGCCUCUGUGUUGUACAAGAAACAACACGAGGCGUCAAAUUAGUUGAUUUUUUUUUUUUUUUUUUUUUUGAAAAAUUAGAUUUCAUAGUUGUAGAGUAUAUGAUAAUAUGUGGUUUAAUUGAGGAAAGAUUCUUUGUGCAUACAAGCACAUAAGUUA
This is a messenger RNA of Erigeron canadensis, 529 nucleotides long. RefSeq lists its product as uncharacterized. The transcript has a single exon. NCBI's taxonomy places the organism in Eukaryota, Viridiplantae, Streptophyta, Magnoliopsida, Asterales, Asteraceae. The record is from RefSeq and is a predicted model, not a curated record. Bases 165 to 374 code for a protein of 69 amino acids.